Messenger RNA from Enterobius vermicularis (human pinworm), 564 nucleotides. The record is from the annotation of a GenBank genome assembly. Lineage: Eukaryota; Metazoa; Nematoda; Chromadorea; Rhabditida; Oxyuridae.
AUGUCAGUGGAUAGACCGGGCGGCAGUAAUGCGGAAAUAGAAGAGCGUUUAUUUGAGCAAAUUAGUUCGUUGCGAAGGGUUAGAGCGUUACGACUCAAUGUUAUGUGCAAGAUACUUCCGAAUCUUUAUUUGGGUAGUAUAUUUGACGCCACUGAUCCUGAGCAGAUGGAUAGCAAUGAGGUAAUAACCGACAUAGUCUGCGUUCAUGGGAUGAGGCAGACAAAUUAUGGUGAAAAGCCAUAUAACGUUUUGUAUAUAAAUAUCAAUGAUUCCCCUGAAGAAAAUAUAAGUGUUCAUUUCUGCGAAGCAGUGGAAUUCAUUCACCUCGCUAGGUUGCAGAAACGUGUGGAGUAUUUAGUUAACGACGAAGCUUUUUUAGGUGCGGUUUUGGUUCAUUGUCUUGCCGGUGUCAGCAGGAGUGCAUCUAUAGUUGUAGCUUAUCUUCUUACAGUAACUAAUUUAAAUUAUUCGCUAGCGCUAACAUAUCUUACUAGUCGCAGACCUUGUGCAAACCCGAAUUUUGGAUUCAGAAUGCAGCUGUACCGUUUCUCCACUGAUGUAUAG